CACGCCCUCUAAUGGCGAAAUUUUGACAAUCAUCAAUCUCUUUCCAUCCAAAAUGUCGAAGCGAGGACGUGGAGGUUCAUCUGGAUCUAAAUUCCGUAUCUCACUGGGUUUGCCAGUGGGAGCGGUCAUCAACUGUGCAGACAAUACAGGUGGUAAGAACCUGUACAUCAUUGCUGUGAGCGGAAUCGGGGGUAGGCUGAACAGACUGCCUAAUGCUGGUCUCGGUGACAUGAUCGUUGCUACUGUCAAGAAAGGCAAGCCAGAACUCAGGAAAAAAGUCAUGCCUGCAGUAGUCAUUCGGCAAAGGAAGCCCAUCAGAAGAAGAGAAGGCAUAGUACUCUACUUUGAAGACAAUGCGGGAGUCAUAGUGAACAACAAGGGAGAAAUGAAAGGUUCAGCCAUCACAGGUCCAGUUGCCAAAGAGUGUGCCGACUUAUGGCCCCGUAUUGCCAGCAACGCGAGUACCAUUGCAUGAGAUGCACAUCUCAUCGUCUACCUACCCAACAUUUGGCAUCCAGAACCCACAACACUGCAAUCAAAAACUCACCAUCCCAAUGACGAACUGUAAAGUCCUCUUUUCUGACUGAACUUAUGAAGUGUACAAAGUAAUAAAUUACAACUUCGCAACAAA
Molecule: messenger RNA, 631 nt
Organism: Strongylocentrotus purpuratus (purple sea urchin)
Lineage: Eukaryota; Metazoa; Echinodermata; Echinoidea; Camarodonta; Strongylocentrotidae
Gene: rpl23
Product: 60S ribosomal protein L23
Exons: 5
Coding region: 53-475 (140 amino acids)
Biological process (GO): translation
Cellular component (GO): ribosome; cytosolic large ribosomal subunit
Molecular function (GO): large ribosomal subunit rRNA binding; structural constituent of ribosome
Source: RefSeq, a predicted model, not a curated record